UGUCACUGUCACUUUAAUAAAACAUAACCUACAAAUAAUAUUAUGAAUAAGAGUAUUAAUUUCUCGUACAAACUUCUAUUAUUUUAUUCUAAAGUAAUACAUUAAAUUAAAUACACAACAAAGUACUCGUGAUCGAACCGUAGAUUCAACCACAUAAAAUUUCAAGUAUCUAUCAAUCUGCAAAUAAAAUACAACAAGCAUAAUGAAUUGCAAAAAGUGUGAUUCUUCUCAUACAGUGUUAUUGAGAAAAAAAGAUUAUUACUGUGAUGACUGUUUCAUGGUCAACACUAAUCAUAAAUUUCGUGCAUGUAUUGGUAAAAAUAAAAUUUUGAUACCAAAUGAAAAUGUUUUGAUUGGUAUCUCUGGAGGUGUUGGUUCUACAGUGUUAUUAGAUUUAGUCAACCAUGCUGUAACAUUGGAAAAUACAAAAAAACUACGUAUAGUCCCAUUUUUCGUACAUUUACUUGAUGAAGAAAGGAAAGAUUCAGCACAGGCUGUAAUAAAACAAUGUAAUAAGUAUAAUAUCAAUGUUUAUAUCAUUCAUCUCGCCGAGUAUAUGGACUUAAAAUUUGACAUUCCAAAGCCAAACUGUAUACCAGAAACUGAAGAAAAGAAAGUAAAAUCAUUUCAUGACAUGUUGAACAGUAUGCCUAUAACAGCUGCUAAAGAUUUGUUACUAAAAGUAAAACGCAAUUUACUAGUUGAAUUUGCAAAGAAAGUCAAAUGCCGUAUUGUUUUCACUGGAGAAACAACAAACACUCUGGCAAUAAACUUAUUAACAAACCUGGCUACGGGUAGAGGAGCACAAGUACAAGAUGACAUUGGCUUUUGUGAUGUUCGUGACAAAGAAAUAAAAAUUUUAAGACCAAUAAAAGACAUCAGCAAAGAAGAACUGGAUUACUAUGUUGCAAUUAAACAACUGAGUCCCUUUCACGAGAAGGAUGUGAUAAGUAACAGCUUGCAGUCAGUAAUUGCUUCAUUUGUAUCUGAUCUGCAAAAGGAUUUUCAGGCUACCAUAUCCACUGUUUGCAAAACAGCUGACAAAAUUGGGAACCAAGAAAUAAUUAAUGACGAACAAAACAUGCAAGGAAAAUGUGUAAUCUGUAAGAGCAACUUGCACACCAGGGAUUUAAAUAUCUCAGCUCUUGAAGCAACAAAUGUAUCAAGAAAAGUUUCUUUGGGGAAUGCGCAGUUUAGACAAGAUUUAGACAAUAAUCCAGAUAUCAGUACCUUGGAAAGUGACGCUACUCCUUCAGUCUUCCCGCUAAUUAAUAAAUAUUUGUGUUACGGAUGCAGCAGAAAUCAAUCAGAAAGGAAUCAAACUAAAUUACCGCCAUACAUAGAAGAAGCGUUAAAGUUAUAGCAUUAUUUAUGAAAUUUUAAUAUAUUUAUAUGUAUAACUU
Molecule: messenger RNA, 1403 nt
Organism: Helicoverpa armigera (cotton bollworm)
Lineage: Eukaryota; Metazoa; Arthropoda; Insecta; Lepidoptera; Noctuidae
Gene: Ctu2
Product: cytoplasmic tRNA 2-thiolation protein 2-A
Exons: 4
Coding region: 203-1363 (386 amino acids)
Biological process (GO): tRNA wobble position uridine thiolation
Cellular component (GO): cytosol
Molecular function (GO): tRNA binding; sulfurtransferase activity
Source: RefSeq, a predicted model, not a curated record